This is a messenger RNA of Paramecium tetraurelia, 390 nucleotides long. RefSeq lists its product as uncharacterized. NCBI's taxonomy places the organism in Eukaryota, Ciliophora, Oligohymenophorea, Peniculida, Parameciidae. The transcript has 2 exons. The record is from RefSeq and is a predicted model, not a curated record.
AUGGCUAAAUCUCCUUAUAUCUCUAUUUAUUCAAAGCGAUUUCAAAAAUAACUUAAGCAAUUUAUAUGUUUCAAGGCAAAAUUUCUAUAGCAAUGGUUGUAUUAUAUCUUUGUCUGCCUUUUAUCCUUUUUCCUAAUGAUUUUGGCAUUAAACUAAAUUUAAAUAACUAAAACCGAACUGGAUCUACAAAUAUCCUUAAAUAUUUUGAGUACUUUAUUAUUAGUUUUUCUCAUUUAUGAGCCAAUUGCGAUUUAUAUAAGAAUUGUUAUAUACAGACCCUUUCUUGACAGUAUUAAACGCAAUGAAUAUAACCCAGUCAGUCAUUUUGUUUAUUUCUUUAUAAAUCAUAGCUAAAUCAAUAAAAUUUACGAUUAACUAAAUAUUCUAUGA